GUUUUCCGUCCUGUGUCGGGAUAACAUCGUAAACGAGGACCACCUGACGGUAAGACCGGACUAAAUGGAAGCAGCGGAGGAAACUCUCACUUACCGAGGUGACACCUUACUUCACAGGAAGCUGCUCCCAGAGGACAAGCAUAAGGACAACAGUAAGGGUCACGCCAUCGAGACAAAAAGCGACGAGUCCAACUAUGUGGAUCUGGACAUGAAACCGGACGGCGCGAGAACAGUCAAAGUCUCUUUCACCGGCGAGGGAAACCAGCUGUCUCUGAUCAAAUGCUCCAAGCAGCAUGGCGAGGAAGAGGGUAAAAUCAUUUCAGAGGACUUUGUUGAAGAGCAGGCACAAGAUAAGCGGGUGCCCGGGAUUGUUUCGGGUGAGUCUCCUUUGGAAACUCUGACCAAACUUCCCAACACCGAUCAGGACUCAGAGAAUGAGAAGCAGCGCCAAGCCGAGCUUGACCCGAGUGACUGCAGUGACCAUGUGUGCAGUGAUGAGCUCCAGUACACGGACAUGUAUCUGAACAGCAGGACGGAGUCUGAUGAUGGUGCCAGCGCGGUGCUGUCCGAUCACUGCGGCUCCGACACCGUGGAGGACGAGUCCCACUAUAUCACGACGCAUGAAAUCCAGUUGACCGAGCUCGACCACGACGUAGAUUACGACCUGGGGCGAGGGACCUGCUGGGAUUUUGAAGACGACAACCUAGUUUAUUCCUUUGUGGAUUACGCGUCUUUCGAAAGCGAUGAAACUCAGGAGGGGACUUUGAUACUGGAGGGCAGGAGCCAAGCGAAAGUGCAGUCUAAUCUUGGUGGAGCGGUUGUCAGCACCGAGCAGGAGGAUAGUGAUCUUUGUGACUCGGAUAAAUGCGCCAGCUCAGAUGAAAGCGUGUGCAAAAACCACAGCGGAGACGUUAACGCAGGGAAAAUUCAUUUAUCAAUAAAAACAUCCUCCAGGGCGGUAAACGAACCUGUCAACAUCUUUGACAACAGCACCUGUGGCUACACCAAACACUUUGGCGACGGGAGCCACUUCUCUUUUGUGAGCUCUGGCGCCAGAGUGGGGCCCUUGUGCGACCGAGCCCAAUAUUUCAUCCCUGCUCCAGGCCGUCAGCACCUCGCAUCCAAACUGAGACGGAAAGACAUUAAUGAAUAUUCCAGCGGAGCGUCCAGCUCCAUUAGUGAGCUGGACGACGCUGACAAAGAGGUGCGCAAUUUAACCGCCAAGUCUUUCCGGAGCUUGGCAUGUCCAUACUUUGAUGCCAUUAAUCUUAGCACCUCUAGUGAGUCCUCCAUGUCGGAAUAUGGGCUUAAUAACUGGUCAACUUAUGUAGACUGGAAUUAUGGAAAAAUAUCACGGGGAAGAGAGCGGAGCGUAAUUGCGCACAAGACUUCCAGCGCAACUUUGGAGAUGAAAAAGACUGUGGACGGUAGGAGGCAUGGUAAGUCUAUUACCGACAUUAAAGUUCCACAAACCAAAAUGUACGCACUGAAUAAGAUAACUUCUCAACAAUCAUCCUCUUCUGGUAAAAAUUCUGUUCAGUCAAAGCAGCGUGGAGUCACGCUGAAUUUCCGCUGUGUUGAAGCGCCCGAAGGCGCCAGACGUCCAAAAUGCUCCAAGAAAGCGCGAUGCGAUGAGGUCACUGGGACUGUGUUAGCCAGGUCUGAAUGUGAGAUGCAAAAUCAUCACACAGACAGCAUGGGGGACACACACAAAAGAGCAGUGUUUGCAUCAAGUCUGUUGAAAAAUGUGAUUUCCAAAAAGAUGCAGUUUGAACAGGAGCGCAAAAUGGAGAGGGGUGAGAUUUGUGACACACACCCAGCGCUCUCCCCGAGUUUCCAACUCAAAGAUCCAGAUGGGAUGAAAGACAGGAGUCAAGGAAGAGGCAUACAAAGACAGACAUCAGAAACAGGCUCAGCUUUGACUGUUAAUUCUGCUGAUGAUCAGCACCAGGAAGGCAGCAGACCCGCUUACUGUGAGCCUGCAGAGGAGCAGAAAAGCAACAAAGCACCAGACGAUUCAGAAAAGGAGCCUCCAAAAGCAUCGCUCAGUCACAGUCAGAGUAGUGCAUUUGAUGCACUGAAAGCAGAGGAGCCAGAGCCUGUAAAGGAGCCUGAACCCACAUCUGUAAGUGACACAAAGCCCACAGCAAAAGAAGGAUUAGACACCAGCAGCAUGCUCACAAAACUACUUUUUGUUCCAAGCUACCAGCUCCUUUCAAAAGAGAAGGAUUUUACAGAAGACCAGUCAGGCCAUGCACCUGCUACAGGCACACCUGCAGGCCCACAGAAAUGUGAAAAAGAGUUCAAAAUGGGCAAUAAUGGAAACAUAGUGGGCAAAGAAGGAAACGAGAAGGGGGGUAAAACCCCUGAGAUAAAAAUACGCCUGCGGAGUGUGAAGGAAAAUAAAGGUUGUACACUGAAUAUCGCCAGCCUGUUAACCCCUAAAAUAAGUUUCAACAAUGUUAACACAUUCAGAGCAGCAGGUGAAGCCAAAUGCCAUGUUUACUCUGCUGCAGAAAAAAUUCCAAACUUCACAGUUAGAGACAUAAGAGACACUAAAUGCAAAUUUCAGACACCAAUAUAUCAAGUCAGAGAUGUCCGUAAAUUGGUAAAAAGUUCAUAUCGCUUUGUUUCGUUGGAUAAUAUUGAGAGUAAAUGUUCCACAGCAGCUGAAAAACUGGAAACAACAAAAGAGCCCGUCAAGCAUGUAUCACCAUCUCCUAUUGUGAUUAAAUGUCACUCUGUAAAAACAAACGUUAAAAGACCGACAGCUGAGGCCUUACAGAAACAAUCGGAGGCUGGCGUCACAUCGGAAACAUCUCAAAGUGAAAAUGCACCUGCACAUUGCACAACCAGUCGGGUGCCAAAUGUUGCAUCAAAGCAGCUACACUCUGAGCACUCAGACAAUCAGACAAAUAUUGAAUCCAAACUGACAAAACAGAGGCAGGAAAAGUUUGCAGGUGAGACAUCUGAAAAGAGAAACGAGCCACAAGUACCAAAACAGGCAGCGUUAGAGAAGCUCAAAGCUGCAGUGAAAACAAUGGAGCAGCUUUAUGUUUUUGAUAGAAAUGAAUGGAAGCGUAAAACUCAAGCUCCACAGCCAAUCACAGACAGCCACGUGUUGUCGCUAAUUGCCAGUGAGGAGCAAGGGGCAGAGGAGCCGGAGUCACAGGAAGAAAAAGGAGCUCUAAAUAUCAUACGUGUUCCUUAUAACGACAACACGUUUAAAACACAAUCACAGCAAACGUUCAGUAACAAAAGAAUCCUUCAUUUUGGUGAUAAGGCGCGUGUCAGCGUGUCAGUUGGUAACCCUGCUCCACAAAGCUCUGUGUUGCAAACAUCAUCGACUAUGAAAAGCUCCAAGUCACCAGUGGCUCCUUUGUCGGUGAAAACAGAGUCCCCGAAACAUGGCCAGAUGGAGCAGGGAAAGGUCAAAAUCAUUCCCACUAAUCCCACUGUCGCACAGGCCUGCUCGGACUCUGAGAACUAUUUGACCAUGCCGGGGAUAAGGUGUGCGAAUGAAAUCAAACUGCUGAAUCAAGAGCCCAUUUCGAGGGAGGUGAGUUCAAACCAAAUCAAAACAGGUGCCAGGAAGACACCUGAGCAGAAAAGGUCUCCGUUAAUCAUGGAGUACCCGGCUUCAAGCAUCUACCAUCACGCAGGGGCGACAACAGGGCGUCCUGCACAGCCGCAGGUGUUGUGUUUCUCCCCAACUGUCCCGACUGUGUCACCAACACCUUCUACCGGAGAGGCAGCCCCACAAACCCAGCGCAAGAUGCUUUUGGACCCCACUACAGGACAUUAUUACCUGGUGGACACUCCCAUACAUGCCACCACAAAGAGACUAUUUGACCCAGAGACGGGCCAGUAUGUGGAUGUACCCAUGCCCCAUUCUCCCGUGGCACCUGUCACCCCUGUCACCCCUGUCACCCCUGUGCCUCUCUCUUUGUCCCCUCUGGCCCUGAGCCCAGGAGCUUACGCCCCCACCUACAUGAUCUACCCAGGCUUCAUCCCCUCGCCCACUCUGCCAGCACAGGCGGUGUUGCCACAGUCGCCGUGUCACUCUGAGGACCCAGGUGGAGAAAAGGUAAAAAGCACCAAAAGCCCAAAGCCGGAGCUGAACACAGCAGGUGCAGAGAGUGUGUAUUACAGCGCGACAGGUGAGGCUCCCAAAGGGCCACUGCAACUUCCUGUAAGUUUGGGACAUGUGAGAGCCAGAGGAGGUGCGGCGAGCUCUGACAGGAAACCAGUCAUCAGCAUCACAACGCAACAAGGUCCAAGAAUCAUCGCACCACCCUCCUUCGAUGGAACAACAAUGAGCUUUGUAGUGGAGCAUCGGUGACCAAGGAGACAUCUCAUCAAACAUAUAUCUCCACUGAAGAAUCUGCCCUUAUUCAGCGUAAGUGCACACUCACCUGUGAUCUUCUCCCCAAGGCAACUUUCACCAACAACAAAGUCUAUCCCCACUCUGUUGUAUAUCCUUGCAGCAGAUGUCACUGUAAUCUGUACGAAUGUAGGGUAAAUGCAAUGAGCCACAUCCUCUGGCUGAUGCUCUGCCAUGUUGCUAUAUUAAUUUGCUUUGUAAUACUUUCCAUUCAGCUGCUGUCUAGAACUUUUGUAAUGCUGUUUGAGCCCUGCAACUUGUCUAUUCAAAAGGAAAUGAGGCAAGCCUUCUGUUACAAUUCAGCGUUAGUCUAUAUUGGCCGAGCCACAUUUUUAUUUUGCAUUUAAUGUUUCCAUGUCUUUAAAGCAAGACUAUGUAACUUUUAAAAGAAAAUAAGACAAAUCUUUGCUUUGCACUCAUAUGCAAUAAAAAACGCAACCUUGCUGAAUUCAAUACACACAGGGGAUUUGCUGCUACAACCUCUAUUGGUUUGACCAUAUUAGCUAAUGUCAGCAAAUUUGAUAUAUAUUACUAUGUAACUGACAUUACUGAGUCCCCUUCCAAUAAUGCUACUGUUACACUCCGUUUUAGGAUGUCACAGACAACGUCAACAUUUCAGUGGUUUAGAUAAAACAAGCCUUACUGCCAGUUUAUCCCAAUGGCCCAAUGAGGAACUGCAGCAACAACAAAAAUCCUGUAACUCCCAAGAAGUAUUUUCCAUAUAAUCUACCAUUAUUUAAAGAGACUUCGAUAGAAGCCUCCACUGCAGAAGCAGCUGGAGUUAAGGCCAAACGAUUGUCUGUGCGGGCUUUGGUUGCAACCAAAGAACAAGCUGGUGGACACAAGUGGUUGAGGAGGUGUCAAAGUGAGCAAUGGUUCUUUUUUGACUUGUUUGGCCUGAGUCAUUCCUUGCACGGCAGACAAUAUCACAAGGCCACAUGAACUGGAGCUUGGGUUCUCAGCAGGCAUUGGGCUAUGCCAGAUUUGUGCCUUGUCACCAAUUCAGUUUGUGAUUUUCAUGAACAGAAUUUCUAGGCACAGAUGUGGGGAAUCUCUCUAGCAUUGUCCAAGAAUUACAUCUCUGCUUUCCAUGGAUAAGGGGGUUCAGCCGGCUUUAUCAUACUGUUACCUCCAGUGCGAAGUGGGAUGGUGUUUGGCCAGGUGUAAAACAGCGGAGAUGAGGCAUUCCCAAGACUGAUGCCAUAGUGCUAAUGGUAAAUUGCGCCUUUUGAGCUUUGAGCUUGUCACUGCCCAAAGUGAGGGACUUCAGUGUUAUUGGAUAGGCCUUGAAAGGAGAGUGAGGGUCAGAUGGAGUCAGAAAUUGAUACGCAGAUUGGUGCUAUACUGGAGGGUUUACAUAUCUGGACUGGGAAUGCAUCAGGAUACUCCAGGGAAAUUAAGGGGCUGCCUUGCUUACACUGCUGCCACCAAUACUAAUACUCAGCAGCAGUGGAAAAUGGACGGAUGGAUGGAUGGAUGCAAAAUAAUAAGCUGAACUCCCACAUCUUGGGAAAUUAGGGGGAAUACAAUGAGCCAUUAUCCUAUAAUUGCUACUUGUGGCCACAAUGGCCGCUGUUAAUCAAAAGUUACGUAGUCUUGCUUUGAUUGAAGCAAUAAUAUUAUUACUUAUGGUGAAUACAAACUAUCAUAUUUUACAUAUUUUUCUGAGGACAGGGACCAUUUGUCUGCACUGAAUUUAAAAAAUGCAGACUAAGGCAAAAUGUUGAGUCACCCCAAGUUCAGUCAAAAGAUGACUAAAAUUAUUAGAAUUAAAAUAAUAUAUUUGAGAGAUAGUGGUCAAUAUCUGGAAUUGCUAUGUACCAUAUUAGUACUCUUGAACAAUCAUUUUCCACAUUCACAAUAACAUAUCCUUGUCUUUAAGGCGCUGGUGGCUCAUAUUCUACUUAAAGUAAUUGUAACCUCUUUGUUAUGACUCACAAAAUGCUGCUAAUACCAUUACAACUGACAUGCUAUAUGAAAUGGUGGAUUUUAUAUGUUAAAGCACUUUCUUCCCAUGCAAGAGAGAAAAAAAAGAAAAACACACAGAGUGUGUUGCUCAGAUGAGAUGGAGCUGGGACUCUGGUUUAACAAUGUACUUAGAUCAGUAUUUUCUAUGUAGUGUUGGGCCUAAAGAGUCAGAGCCAGCUAAGAUAUUUAGGGGAUAACUUCCUCUAUUGGUUUAAUUUAUAUGUAUGUGUACUGAGAUGGGAGUCGGUGCAUCUGAAUGUGUCCGUGUUCGUGGCUGUGAGUUAUGUACGGCAUUUCAGUAUUCUGUGAGUGUACAACAAGGAGUCAUGUUACUUCACUGUAGACGGGAACGUACAGGCUGCACAUGUGUUGGGUGUGUCUUUACACUUUACACACAGCAAUGUCAAUUCCUCCUCUUAAACCCCCUUGACCUCUUUAAUUUACAUGUAUAAGAACUGAGGUUUCCAUUAAAAUGACAUAUCAACUGAUAGCCUCCAUAUUAAUGCUUUCUAUAUAGUGAAGUUUUUUUGGGUGGGGUUUAACAUCUUGUUUCCUUUUGAAUAUGCCGCAGGGCAUGAUCGGUCAUUUUGCUGUACUUGACUCAAUUAUACCAGCAUCACAUUUAGAAUUAAUGCAAACUGUAGAUUGCUAAUUUUAGCAUGUUUCAUAUCUGAAGACACAUUAAAGGUAUUUUGGAGCUGCUGGUCAGUCUAUGUACCUUAAUUCUGUAAAAUACAUGUUAUUAUGCCUCUGUGGCAAAAUAGACUUUAUAUAAAUUGCCCUAUGAGUUGAUUUCAUUAUAAGUGAUAUGAAUUCAUGCAGUGAUUUGAAAAACUUGUUGUGGACUGUGCAGUAGAUUGGACAUGUUAGAACAUUUAAUGCAUUUUGAGGUGGAAUGUGACUUAAAUUGAUACAUUUAAUUCAUCACACAUUGUACUUCUUAAUGAUAGUAUUUUAAUUAAAAUUGAAAUUUAAAAUUAAUGCAGCCCAGUUGAGAGCAGUGCAAACCAUUUUUUCACUCAGAUAUAAUGAAUUUGUUGUAUAGAAAUAACUUUUUUAAAAAAAACUGAGCCAGAAAUUUUGCCAAAUAUCCAAAGAAAAAAACAAAACUGGGAGAUAUGUUAUACUACCUCUUGCUAGCUAGUUUUAAAAGUAUGUAUUUUAUUAGCAAGUUACACAAAACUGGAAGAUUAAACAUAUAUUUCUCGUAUUCUUAGAUGAUUAAAGCACAUUAACAUAUAAUUUUAAAACC
Molecule: messenger RNA, 7604 nt
Organism: Plectropomus leopardus (leopard coralgrouper)
Lineage: Eukaryota; Metazoa; Chordata; Actinopteri; Perciformes; Serranidae
Source: RefSeq, a predicted model, not a curated record